Mastomys coucha (southern multimammate mouse) is the source of this 1237-nucleotide messenger RNA. Its product is annotated as protein enabled homolog. The record is from RefSeq and is a predicted model, not a curated record. NCBI's taxonomy places the organism in Eukaryota, Metazoa, Chordata, Mammalia, Rodentia, Muridae. The transcript has a single exon. Bases 50 to 490 code for a protein of 146 amino acids.
CCAGACAGUCUGUUAAUACCGUGAAACACCGUGAGGCUGAAGGUGAGGGAUGAGGAGCCGAACCACACAAGUCCAGGACACCACCACAGCGCCUCCCUUCCUGCGAGGGCUCGCGCUGCGCUGGUGGCCAACGCCUGGCGAUCUCGUUCUCGGCCCAAUCCACCAAGAACUGGCCGGAGCUCCCUUCUAUCCCCCAAAUCCGACCCCCCAAGACAUUGAACCACCACCACACCCUCUUCCUCCUUGGGAUAUCAUCCUACCUGUCCCGCUGACCAGCUCCCUCAGCUACUUUCCAGAAGGCUCGCCCUGUUGCUCCGGCCACUCCUCCUCAGCCUCCGCAGCACUCGGACUUCCCAAGAUCGGAAAGGGUGCGCGCGGGCGCGCGAGCGCGCAUGCGCCCCGAGGGCCUGUGCGCCUGCGCACUCGCAGGGCGCCGCGGGGCAGACACACCUCUACCGCUGGAGCCAAUCACCGCGGAGGGGGCGGUUAAAUCUCCUGCCACGCAGGCGGAGAUCCAGGGAACUCACCCGUUAACCUUACAGAUUCCCCCAGUGAGGAGUUCGUGCGGCCAACACCCCUGAAGGCAGCCCUACGUGGGACGCUUUAGUGUUUGAACGCCUAGGAAAAACUACGACUGCCAAAGUCUACAUGGUGUUUUGGCUCGUUUAAACCAGGGAAAUAGAUGCGUAAACGCAUUUCAGUUAACAGAAUACGGUCACAGAAAUUCCGAGGCGCCUUUGGCCAACAAUGAACAAAACUUUAUUUUGAGGAAUGCCUGUAGGAUUGACACAGGAAGUUACUCUUAAAGUCACGAAGGAUAAGUAGGAGUUCCUCCAGAAGUCCACGAGAUAAGAGUUUUCCAGGCAGCAGGAACUACAACAACAACGCAGCACCUUCUGGAAGUUUCUUGAAGUUCAUUCUUGUUAGAAGUUUAAGAGUUCACGUUCUGAGAUAAAAGAAAAUGUGAAAGCAUGAUAGCUCACACCGGGUAGUCCUCAGGCUAUCAGAGGCUGAGGCUGGAGGAUCUCUCGACCUUUGGAAUGUAAAGCCAGACCUGACAACUUAGUGAGAUCCUAUUUCAGAGUAUAGCCUAUCAGUGGAUUGAGGGAGAAUGGAAGAGCCCCUUUAGCCCCGAGACCAUCGCCAUCAGGGCUGAGGCCCAAACUAGGAGAGAUAGCUAGAUAGAUCUUCAAAGGUCUUGUAAAUUUUGGAAUAAUAAACCUAGAAUUCGUUUUAU